This is a messenger RNA of Parasteatoda tepidariorum (common house spider), 1094 nucleotides long. RefSeq names its product m-AAA protease-interacting protein 1, mitochondrial. NCBI's taxonomy places the organism in Eukaryota, Metazoa, Arthropoda, Arachnida, Araneae, Theridiidae. Gene Ontology annotation, molecular function: ribosome binding. Gene Ontology annotation, cellular component: mitochondrial inner membrane. The record is from RefSeq and is a predicted model, not a curated record. Gene Ontology annotation, biological process: protein insertion into mitochondrial inner membrane from matrix.
GAUUUUCCAUGUAAACGGUUUAUUCAAUUGAAAAAGAGUAAAACUGAUCAACGAUUUUUACGGUUACGCAUGGGUUAAGUAAAAGUACUUUACAGCUACAAUGUGCAUUUAUGAACGCUGAUGUGCAAUUUUUGAUCGCUAGGCAAGUAAACAAGUCUUGGCAUACAAAACAAGUGCAUUAAAUUUGUUUCCCAAAAAUUGAAGUUUCUUAUAAAAAUGAAUCGGCAGUGGUUACGAGCUUUGGCCUAUUUACGGAAAAGAAAGAUAAAUGGAAACCUAAUUGCACCUGUUUGCAAAAUUUCUUUAGCAGAAACGAACAAUUUUCAUUUUCGAAGCUUAACUUUAUUUCAAACAUUCAAUCACAUCAAAUUUAGUCCUGCAGUUUGGUUAAAUCAUUAUAUGCAAACAAGAAAUAACAGUAAUGAGUCUAAUGAUAAUGACAAGAAGCCAAAGAAGAAACCAACCACGCUAAUGAACUUCGUACCUAUAAUGCGUCCACAAUUUUUUUUGACUAUUAAGAAUUGGAUUUUUACAAAAUUUAUCAUACAGCCUUACUUAGAUGGAGAUUUCACUUUGAAAGAUUUCACUAAUGGAGCUAAACAGGCUCUCAGUAUUGCAUCAUCCUUUUUAUCACAAGGCGAUUUCCAGUCAUUGCAAGGCCUUGUAGCAGAUGAUGCAAUAUCUGAAAUAAAGAAAAACUUUUGCUCAUUGAAUGUUAAAGAAAGACAAGACUUGCUGGUGAAAAUUACAGACAUUUUGUUUGCCUUUCCUUUUCAAAUUGGAAUUAUAUUUGAUGAUGAUAAUCAGAAAAGAUUUGCAGAAAUAACAGUUGUUUAUCAUUGCCUGAAUGAUUUCGAAGAGAUGAAAGCACAAGGUAAAAUGUUUGAUGAAAAAUCUAAAGAGGACAUCAAAAUAUGUAAUUAUAGGUUUAUUAGAGAAUAUACUAAAGGGGUCAAGAGUGAUUGGACAAUAAAUAGAUUGGGACAUUUUAAACUGAGUCAUUUUGAAGACUAAGCCAUUUAUUUAUAUAACUUUAUGUUUGCUAAAUUAGAUAUUGUUCGAAAUUUAAAUAAAAAUGUACAUAGUUCUGUGAA